This is a messenger RNA of Branchiostoma belcheri (Belcher's lancelet), 2192 nucleotides long. RefSeq names its product pentatricopeptide repeat domain-containing protein 3, mitochondrial-like. Gene Ontology annotation, biological process: mitochondrial translation. The record is from RefSeq and is a predicted model, not a curated record. Gene Ontology annotation, cellular component: mitochondrion. The transcript is spliced from 26 exons. Gene Ontology annotation, molecular function: protein binding; rRNA binding; ribosomal small subunit binding. Bases 33 to 2081 code for a protein of 682 amino acids. NCBI's taxonomy places the organism in Eukaryota, Metazoa, Chordata, Leptocardii, Amphioxiformes, Branchiostomatidae.
CUUUAACCUUUAGGUCAUAUAAGGUCACAAAGAUGGCUGCCCCCUUCCAAAGAUGUGCCUGCCGGAUUGUAUUAAGAUCUCGGAUAAGUCGAGUACAACGUGACGCAAGGAGCCUCAGUUCGUCAGGAAUAGCAGGAAAUAAGUCUGAAACUGCACCAACAGAAGAAAAGGGGUCUGAAGAAGUUCCACUUGUCAUUCCCAGGAAGAAGAAAUGGGACAAACUUGCAGUUUUGAAAGCACUUUCAACCACGGUCAAAAGGGAUCCCACUUCUGUGGACUACAAUUUCAUUGAUGAUCCCUACUUGAUUCCAAGAACAACCAUGCAGUAUAAAUGGUUUUCUCUAGCAAAGGAGUCUGGACAGAAAGCAGCUGAGUUCUUCAUCAACAAAAAUCCACAGUUCUUUCAGCAGGAAUUUGCUGAACCUUCCAUAGAGGCUUUCUUGCCAAAAACUAGUACCUUCCUGAUUGAGGAGCCAUGUGAGGAAGCUUUACAGGAGAGGCUGAGCAGGAAAGCACUCAAGGCUGCCACAGACAUGUAUUUCCAGAUUGUUGACGGUGGUGGGACAGUGUCCCAGGACAUGACAGCUGACCUGUUGGACCUGCUGUGUUUCCAUGGCAGCAGGGAUCCCGGGCAGGAGGCCAGCUUACUCAGUCCUGAGGAGCAGGAGGAGGAUGCAGAGCCCUCCAGACGGAGGAGUAAUGUGAAGGGGAGGAUGAGGAGGGCAAAUGAACCUGCUGUACGUCGCUGGAGGGACGGUGAUGAUGCAGACAGACUGUUUAACUCUCUAGCUGAACCAAGUGCCCGGAACUACUGCAGCCUCAUCAAGGGUCUGGCCAAGUAUGAAGCAGCUGACCAAGCCUUUAGAACAUACAAUGACAUGCAGCAGAAAGGAUUACGAGCUGAUGUAUCCACCUACAAUGCCCUGAUCUAUUCUGUCAAGGAGGUCAGAGACCGGUAUGAGGAAAGAUGGGACCUUAUUCAGCAACUUCUGAACCAGCUGAGACUGGAGCAGAUCCGGCCCGACCUGCAGACGUUCAACGCCACGCUGCGGUCACUCCGCUUCUGUGGCCUGACCGGCAGGAGGUCGUGUCUGGACGUACUCAGGGAGAUGGUACACCUGGGCAUAGAACCAUCCCUGGCCAGUUAUACUCACAUACUGUCCAUCUUCAAUCCAUCCAAUACACCCCCAAGUGAUAUCCUGUACCAGAUUAUGGAUGAGAUUGAACGAAAGGAGUUUACUAUACAGGACCAAGAUGACAAUCGCUUCUUCGUGGAUGCCAUGAACAUGUGCCUCCGCAUGAAUGAUGUUGAGCUUGCCUAUCGGCUCCACAAGUUACAGGAGACGGGGGAAAACUGGAGGCUUCUGGGAGAUUCCUAUGCGCGGUCUGUCUACUAUGGAAAGUUUCUGAAUCUGAUUUGUCAGAUGGAGGGAGGAGAAGAGAUGUGGAAGUGGUACAAGAACCUGGUGCCCUCGGUGUAUUACCCAAAUGUUCCUGCAAUCCUCAACAUCCUGAGAGCCCUGGAGGUCAGCAACAUGCAUCACAAGGUCACAGACUUGUGGGAAGAUAUUCGGUCCCUGCAGCACUUUAACAAGCAGGAGUUAGUGGAGGGAGUCCUGGAGUUCAUGGCCAGAGAGAAACAGGCUCCUGAGGUCCAACAGCUGUUCAUGCCAGUUGUACAGAACAUCAAGGACAACAUUGAGUUUUACUACAAGGCAGCAGCCCCAGCUCGCAGAGCUACUCUAAGCUGGAGUUCAACCUCUUUGAGCAACCUUCUGAUCCUGUACCUCAGAGCUGGGGAACUCAAGAAGGCCAGUGAGAUGCUUCCACUGUUCAAGGAGCACACCAAAACUCCAAGGGCAGAGGCUAUGGAGGAGUACCUGGCUGUCUGUGUUGAAGCAAAGGACAAAGUCAAAGCCAAGGCUGGUUUGAGUGUUGCUGUACACUGUGGACUGCCCAAGAUUGUGGAAUAUGCAGAGAACCUGAAAUCAUCCAUGACAGAAAUAGAACAGAGCGAGAUAGAUGCCAUUCUGAAGGAAGAGAUCAGUGUGGGAGCAGAAGAAAUGAAGACCAACCAGUAACUCUGUACAAACUAGAAACAAAGUUCCAGUAAAAAAGUGUAGUGCUCAAGAAACUUACAAUGUACCUGAAUAGUCGUCCAGUGUUGUAUUAAAGUUAAUAAUCAACUUUCA